Molecule: messenger RNA, 1932 nt
Organism: Fusarium verticillioides 7600
Lineage: Eukaryota; Fungi; Ascomycota; Sordariomycetes; Hypocreales; Nectriaceae
Product: oxidoreductase
Exons: 5
Coding region: 697-1755 (352 amino acids)
Cellular component (GO): intracellular anatomical structure
Molecular function (GO): FMN binding; NADPH dehydrogenase activity; NADP binding
Source: RefSeq, a predicted model, not a curated record
UUCAUAAGCGAUACAUCAUGCUGAAAACCGAAAACCAAGAUAUCCCAUUCGGUGAAGCCGAUGCAGAACAUGAUGUGAUUACGACAAUUACCUUGAAUAGCUUUUGGUGAAACAUGGGUUUUAAGAGGACUCGCUAUUCGGGUUUAUCACAAGUCCUGACAUUGGAUGUCACUGGUCUACGAAUUUGUGAUGAUAGUGACAUGGCGGAGUUGGUCCGGAGGAAGGGAAAAAAUGCUCAACGCAGCGUUUGUGAGAACUUGCAUAUUUUACUAUAGGUAGAUAUUUAUUGGUGUAAACGCCUUCUCUUGGGUGAAGUAUAAGUACAUUGCCUUCCCUCCUCUAUCGGAAAACAUCUUCCACUGAAGUCCAUUGCUCUUAGUUAACUCUUGCACUACCACUCGCACUGAAUACCAAUAACCUUACAUAUAAUAUCCUAGCCUUAUCAAAUAUCAACAUGGGUUCAGUCGAAGCAAACGGUCACCAAAAGAUCCUCAUCAACGUCGGAGCCAAAAAUGCUUGUCUCUUUGAUACACUCACAAUUCAUAUCCUUCACUAACACAAUCACAGGUCCCCUUCUACACUCCCAUUCAAGACCCUCCUGCAGGAACCCCCUGGGAUGUCCAACCCGAAGGCAGCCUAUUCUCCCCCCUCAAAUUGCGAGGUCUAACGCUCCACAAUCGUAUCAUCGUGUCACCAAUGUGCCAAUACUCUGCUAAGGAUGGCUACAUGACCCCGUGGCACAAGCAGCACCUCGGAAGUUUCGCCGCACGUGGCCCUGGGCUCAUCAUCACAGAAGUAAAUGCGGUGUCACCAGAAGGACGAAUCAGCCCUCAAGAUGCCGGUAUCUGGCAAGAUGGACAAAUCGAACCUCUGAAGGAGAUUGUGGAUUUUGUCCACAGCCAGGGUGCAAGGAUUGCGAUUCAGAUGGGCCAUGCGGGAAGAAAAGCGAGUACUGUUGUGCCCUGGCUGGACCGCAAGAACACAGCUGUCAAAGAGGCUGGUGGCUGGCCGGACGAAGUGGUUGCACCAAGUGCAAUUCCCUACAGCCCAGACUCUCUCACUCCCAGGGAGAUGACAAGCGAUGACAUUGCCAAAUUCAAGCAAGAUUGGGUGGCUGCUGUGAAAAGAGCACUCAUGGCCGGCUUUGAUGCCAUCGAAAUCCACGCUGCCCAUGGUUAUCUCCUAAACGCAUUCCUCUCCCCAGCCUCAAACCAACGAACAGACCAGUACGGAGGAUCUUUCGAGAACCGUAUUCGUCUCCUUCUAGAGACUGUUCAAUCCACUCGCGAUAUCGUCCCCGAGGACUUUCCCCUUCUUGUCCGCGUGCCAGGAACAGAUUACCUCGAGUUCGAUUCGUCCUUACCACAGUGGCAUAUCGAAGAAGCCGCAAAGCUCGGUCAAAUCCUCGCCGCAAACGGCAUCGAUCUGAUUGACAUUUCAGGCGGUGGUUUGGAUAGUCGUCAGAAAAUCACUUCUGGCCCCGGAUAUCAAGUCCCGUAUGCUGCCGCCGUAAAGAAAGCUGUCAAGGACACCGGAGUUGCUGUGACUUCGGUUGGAAUGAUUACUUCUGGAAAGCAGGCCCAGGGCUAUCUGAGUGAUGACUCUGUAGAUGCUGUCUUGGUGGGACGGGGGUUCCUCAAGGACCCUAAUCUUGUCUGGCACUGGGCGGAUGAACUGGAUAUUGACAUCCACGUCGCUUCUCAAUAUGGCUGGGGUUUUGGAAUGACCCGUACUCACCGACACAGAAAGCAUUAAACAUAGAGAACACUAUGCAGCUCCCCCUUUUCCUCUUGUUCACAUAGACAACUUCAGCAUAGACAAUAAAUAGAAAUCAGUAUGAAUCAAACAAUUACUCAAAGAAAUGUCUUGUUUAUGCUCAACAUCCUUCUAUGGAUUUCAUAGACCUAAACAAUUCAUACAAUUCUCAUAACA